Messenger RNA from Cuscuta europaea, 1864 nucleotides. The record is from the annotation of a GenBank genome assembly. Lineage: Eukaryota; Viridiplantae; Streptophyta; Magnoliopsida; Solanales; Convolvulaceae.
AAUCAACCAAAUUUCUUUAAACUCGCAUAUGCAUCGUUCUUUGGAGUUGGAAAUCACAGCUCCACCACGGCUUAGAUUCUCUUUGGUCAUUCCGAAGCAGCCGGGAAGCGCCACCGUUCAAAGUUAGGCUUUUGCGAUGCCAGGGGCAGCAACCAUGGAACCCGAGGUUCAAGUAGAACCUCAGUCAUUAAAGAAACUCAGUUUCAAAUCUCUAAAGCGAGCUCUCGAUCUCUUCGCUCUUCGUCACGACCAUUUACCCCCUGACCCGGAAAGCAAGAAGAUUCGAUUAAGUCACAAGCUAAAUCUUGAGUAUGGGGGUAUAGCAAACACAUCAGCUCAAUCCCAUUCAACUUCUUCGGUGGCUUCUCAUAGCCAAGCUCAAAAGGCCUCUGCUCCUUCAAAUGCCCUUGCUCUUCCAGGUCCAGAAAAUGCAAGAGUCUCACAGAAGGAGGGGUUAGAUGAUAGAUUAGCUGUCGGUCCAGCUUUGCAACCAAAGGGCACAACGGAGGGGCUCUCUAGCAGAAGUAGUAUUACUGUUGUUCCCUUAAACCCUUCUUCCGAAAGGAAUCUUACAACUGCUGCAAUAAUGGAAAGAAUUCCAAGUAAAUGGCCACGCCCUGUGUGGCAUGCUCCCUGGAAGAACUACAGGGUCAUCAGCGGGCACUUGGGUUGGGUGCGGUCUGUUGCGGUGGAUCCCAGCAAUACAUGGUUUUGUACAGGGUCAGCAGAUCGAACAAUCAAGAUCUGGGAUUUAGCAACUGGAACGCUAAAACUUACCCUUACUGGUCAUAUUGAACAAAUAAGAGGCCUUUCCGUUAGCAGCAAGCAUACCUACAUGUUUUCUGCUGGUGAUGAUAAACAAGUUAAAUGCUGGGAUCUAGAACAAAAUAAGGUGAUUCGGUCUUAUCAUGGUCAUUUAAGUGGUGUUUAUUGCUUAGCUCUACAUCCCACCCUCGAUGUCCUUCUUACGGGUGGUCGUGAUUCAGUGUGUCGGGUUUGGGACAUCCGGAGCAAGAUGCAAGUCCAUGCUUUGUCAGGGCAUGAAAACACAGUGUGCUCUGUUUUCACUCGGCCAUUGGAUCCUCAAGUCAUUACCGGUUCACAUGAUUCAACUAUAAAAUUCUGGGACCUCAGAAAUGGUAAGACCAUGUCAACACUCACACACCACAAGAAAUCUGUCCGAGCAAUGGCAUUGCAUCCAGUGGAGGAUGCUUUUGCAUCUGCCUCUGCUGACAACAUAAAAAAAUUCAACCUUCCAGAAGGAGAAUUUUUGCACAACAUGCUUUCCCAGCAGAAAACAAUUAUCAAUGCAAUGGCUGUCAAUGACGACGGUGUAAUGGCUACAGGAGGUGAUAAUGGGAGCAUGUGGUACUGGGAUUGGAGGAGUGGCCACAAUUUCCAGCAAGCACAAACAAUUGUUCAACCCGGUUCACUGGAAAGUGAAGCUGGCAUCUACGCAAUGACAUAUGAUGUCACUGGUUCAAGGCUGAUUACCUGUGAGGCUGAUAAGACCAUAAAAAUGUGGAAAGAGGAUGAAAAUGCUACCCCGGAAACUCAUCCUCUUCAUUUCAAGCCCCCUAGAGAUAUUCGUCGCUUCUGAAUGAUUGUGUUCUGGAUCGGGGUGCCACAAGUGACAUUCACAGAUUCCAAGAGAAUUAAUAUUUUGUAACCUGUUUUAGCUUUGCUGUUGUUUCACAAAAUAUAUACUGCAUGGAGAAGUACAAUCCGAAAUGUAUAAUUUUUCAGUCAUUUGCACAGUUAUGAUUAAAUUUGUGUUUUUGAACUGUACUUUUAGCUCUUACUGAAUGAAAUAAUAGACCAUAGGUAUCCGCCAGUUAAUGCAUUCUUCAAAAUUUUAUUCACC